AUGAAGUUCCUACCUCUUCGCGACUUCGACGUCGUCGCCAGCGCGCUCAACUUCGACACACCCGAUUGUCACGUUACUGGCGGCUGCGAUCUGUACACGACCAAAGCCGCAGGCUCCGACAAGAAGCUCUACAAGAAUAUUGACAAAUCGCUAGAAACACAACAUGCCGCCCUGCUCAAGUUCGGGUCCAGCUUGUCCCCUCCCCAGCGCACAAACCUCAAUCUGUCCCGGUCAAGUCCGUUCGGCCCUCUUUCCGACAUCUCAAGUCGCAGGACAUUCGCAUACCUCAUCGCCACACUGAACGCGUCACAUCCGGACUAUGAUUUCAGUCAUGUCCUGCGGCCCGCCGACUUCAAGCGCGAGCGCAUGUUGAGGAAAGUGGUCGCCAAUCUCGACACGACCCUGCAUAGCGCGCGGCCCAACGCUCCGUCCACCACCGAAUUCCCCAUGACCUCAUUACUCCCUCCCAGUAAGAGGACCAAGGCUGCUGCCGCUGACACGGGGUCGUCGCCCCCGGCCGUGUCCGGCACGGAGUCUCCACCAUGGGGCCCCCACAUGUGGGCCUUGAUCGAUAAGGAGAUGACUCUCAAGGAGUGCACCGUCUUCUCGUACCAACCGAGCUCGAAUCCGUUCGAUGAGGAAGCUGCCGCCAUUUGGAGCCUGCACUAUUUCUUUUUCAACAGGGAUCGCAAGCGCGUCGCGUAUCUCUACGUACGGGGUGUGCCCGUGGUUUCACAUAGCUACAACCCACCCUCACCGCUCCGUCAUCGCCAGCGGAGCGGCGCCAUGUCGCUCACACCCUCGUCAUCAACGGGUGACCUGCGCAAGCGCAGGCAGCUGCAGUUCGAGGACGCCGGCGCAAACAAGCGCGCCAGGUACUGGCUAGGCGAUCGCGAGGCCGAGCGGAUACCGACCAGCGACGACGAGGACGAUUACGCGGACGACGGGCUCUCGUGGAACCGCGACAAGGACGGCGUGCUCGAGCUUGACGAGUUCGCGGGCAGCUACGAGGACUAUAACGACGAUGAUUUCAGCGACGACCUCAGCGACGAGGCCUCCGAGGACGACCAUGGCGAUGAGCAUGAGACAAGUCCGAGGCUCAGCGCGUUGCGCGGCAUGAGUGAGGAUAUCGCGGGAAGAAUGGAGAUCGAGUAG
Messenger RNA from Diaporthe amygdali, 1155 nucleotides. RefSeq lists its product as uncharacterized. NCBI's taxonomy places the organism in Eukaryota, Fungi, Ascomycota, Sordariomycetes, Diaporthales, Diaporthaceae. Gene Ontology annotation, biological process: negative regulation of transcription by RNA polymerase III. The record is from RefSeq and is a predicted model, not a curated record. The transcript has 2 exons. Gene Ontology annotation, cellular component: nucleus. Gene Ontology annotation, molecular function: RNA polymerase III core binding. Bases 1 to 1155 code for a protein of 384 amino acids.